Messenger RNA from Oryzias melastigma (Indian medaka), 1984 nucleotides. It is a transcript of the gene prkcsh, whose product is annotated as protein kinase C substrate 80K-H. NCBI's taxonomy places the organism in Eukaryota, Metazoa, Chordata, Actinopteri, Beloniformes, Adrianichthyidae. The record is from RefSeq and is a predicted model, not a curated record. Bases 182 to 1780 code for a protein of 532 amino acids. Gene Ontology annotation, molecular function: calcium ion binding. The transcript is spliced from 18 exons. Gene Ontology annotation, biological process: N-glycan processing; liver development. Gene Ontology annotation, cellular component: glucosidase II complex.
GCACUCUGGAAAUCUACGCAUGCGCCUUGUUAUUACGGAAGUGACAAGAAAUGCUAUUCGUAGCGGUUUCUUGUUAGCUUGGCUACUAGUAAGAACAAAAUUCAUUUUUUGCUUCUCAAAUUAAGUCUGUACUUGAGCAGGGUUGUGGCAAACUAAAGCAGUUUAGGGCUCUGAAAUUACCAUGGCAGUGUCCUGUCUGUUGCUUUCUCUGCUGCUGCUACUGUGCGGAGCUGCCUCGCCCGUGGAGGUCCAGCGUCCCCGUGGUGUCCCUCUUUCAAAACGACAGUUUUAUGAAGAGGGCAAACCUUUUACAUGCUUGGAUGGAUCCCUCACUGUUCCCUUUGACAGAGUAAAUGAUGACUACUGUGAUUGCCAGGAUGGGUCUGAUGAGCCAGGCACUGCUGCUUGUCCCAAUGGCAGCUUCCAUUGCACUAAUGCAGGUUUUCGACCAGCAUUCAUCCCUUCUUCCCGCAUCAAUGAUGGAAUCUGUGACUGCUGUGAUACCACAGAUGAAUACAACAGUGGUGCUGCCUGUCAGAACACCUGCAGGGAGUUGGGCCGCAAAGAAAUAGAGAGUCUUCAAAAGAUGGCGGAAAUUGCAAAGGAGGGCUUUUUGCUCAAACAACAACUUAUCCACGAGGCUAAAAGUGGUCUAGAGGAGAAAAAGACCAAGCUUGGAGAAGUCCAAAGCAAUAGGAAGGAUCUGGAAGAGAAGGUGGAUGCUUUGAGAACUGUGAAAGAAAAGGCAGAGCAGCCAGAGAAUGAAGCUAAAGAACGCCACCUAAAGGCUUGGGAAGAUCAAAAAGCUGUCAUUCGUAUGGAGAAAGACAAAGCUCGCAUGUCUGGAGUGUUUCUUGAACUGGAUAAAGAUGGAGAUGGCUUCGUCACGGUGGAUGAACUCUUAACUCAUUCUGAGCUUGAUUCAGAUGGAGAUGGUACAUUCACAGAAACGGAAGCCCAGGGAUUGUUGGGCGGAGUAGACAAAGUUGAUGCAGCAUCGUUUGAGUCAGUUUGGAAUAAUAUCAAAGAGAAAUUUCAUUCUGAGUCACACACAGACACCCCGGCACCAGGGGAAACAUCUCAAGAAGAAGCAAAGGAACCAGCCUCUGAUAAUGACUCGGAGCUGUAUCCUGAUGAUGACAUUCCAGAGGACGAUGACGACGAGGAAGAUCCUGAUGACGAGGACCUUGAUGAUGGAGACUAUAAGGGCUCUGAUACGUUGCAGACUCGUGACAAGAAGGAAGAUGAAGAAGAUGCAAUGCCUCCAUAUGACCAAGAAACGCAGAGUCUCAUUGAUGCUGCCCAAAAAGCCAGGGAUGAGUUUAAUGAGGCUGAAAAGGCUCUUCGGGAGUUGGAUGAUCAAAUCAGAAACCUCGAGAAGGAAAUUUCUUUCGACUUUGGAGCGAGUGCCGAGUUUGCUUACCUCUACAGCCAGUGCUAUGAGCUGCAUACUGGAGAGUACAUCUACAAGCUCUGUCCAUUCAACAGAGUGUCUCAGAAACCUAAAUAUGGUGGAUCAGAAACUAACUUGGGAACCUGGGGAAAAUGGGCGGGUCCUGAAGAUAACGUCUAUUCUGUAAUGAAGUAUGAACAUGGAACUGGUUGCUGGCAAGGGCCAAACCGAUCCACCACUGUUAAGUUGACAUGUGGAAAAGAAACGGUGGUGACGUCCACCUCAGAGCCCAGCCGCUGUGAGUACCUGAUGGAGUUUAUUACUCCAGCCGUCUGCCAGGAGCCUCAGAAUGUGGAUGCAACUUUUCGCGGGCAUGAAGAACUCUAGAUCCUCAACAGCUGUUGCUGCGAGGGGACCACAGUUGGGGCAGCGAUCACGAUUUCUUUUAAGUUUGAUGAUGAAUUCCAUUGAAUAGUUAUCUGUAGAAUGACCAACACGUCAAGUUUCAUCUGAUCUUCCACUGCAAUGCUUCAUAGAGAUUUUAAAUGUCAUUCCAUUGUUUUGAAAUAAAGUUGUUUCUCAUAACCUAAA